Molecule: messenger RNA, 4197 nt
Organism: Pleuronectes platessa (European plaice)
Lineage: Eukaryota; Metazoa; Chordata; Actinopteri; Pleuronectiformes; Pleuronectidae
Gene: enpp2l
Product: ectonucleotide pyrophosphatase/phosphodiesterase family member 2
Biological process (GO): phosphatidylcholine catabolic process; immune response
Molecular function (GO): zinc ion binding; phosphodiesterase I activity; alkylglycerophosphoethanolamine phosphodiesterase activity
Source: RefSeq, a predicted model, not a curated record
AGAGAGAGAGAAUUAGAGUUGGACCCGCGCUCUGCUCCAUCGACCCGCACACGCGCUUCUCCCGGACCUCGGCCACAGUCCCUGCCGCUGUCCGGUGCUUUUCGGCGGGUAUGCCCCAGGAGGACCCUCGGUCUGCAUCAUGCUGCUCGGCUCUUUGGUAGUGCUUGUGAUCGGCCUGUGGGCAUCGAACGUCACCAGAGCGUACGUGUUUCAAGCGAGCCGGCCGGCAGAGGGAGGAGACAACCCCCCGCCCCACACUAAAGUCAUCUCAGAGUGGGUCAGCUCCGCGGGCUCCUGUAAGGGGAGGUGCUUCGAGCUGGAGGAGGCCAAACCUCCGGGAUGCAGAUGUGACAAUCUGUGUAAGACCUACUACAGCUGCUGCUCGGACUUCGACGAGCACUGUCUGAAAACAGCGGGGGGGUUCGAGUGUUCACAGGACCGCUGUGAGGAGCAGAGGAACGACGACCAUGCCUGCCACUGCUCGGAGGACUGUCUGGAGAGAGGGGACUGCUGCUCCAACUACAGGUCCCUCUGCAAAGGUGAGACCUCCUGGGUGCAGGGAGACUGUGAGGAGAUCCGGAGGGCAGAGUGUCCUGCAGGCUUCAUCCGCCCCCCCCUCAUCAUGCUGUCAGUGGACGGAUUCAGAGCCUCGUAUCUGAAGAAAGGAAAAUCCGUCAUUCCAAACAUACACAAGCUCAGAUCGUGUGGAACCUCCGCCCCGUACAUGCGACCAGUCUACCCAUCAAAGACCUUCCCUAAUCUAUACACCCUGGCCACAGGUCUUUACCCGGAGUCCCACGGCAUUGUGGGUAACACCAUGCACGACCGAGUGUUUAACGCCACCUUCAGCCUGCGCACCCGAGAGAAGCUGAACCACCGCUGGUGGGGGGGGCAGCCGAUCUGGAUCACAGCUCAGGAGCAGGGGGUGAAGGCCGGGACUUUCUUCUGGCCUUGGGUGAUUCCUCUGGAGAGAAGGAUCCUGACCAUCCUGCGCUGGCUGCUUCUCCCUGACGAUGAGAGGCCCUACGUCUACGCCGUGCACUCGGAGCAGCCCGACACCUACGGACACCGGCUGGGCCCGCUCAGCACCGAGCUGGACAACCCUCUGAGGGAGCUGGACAACAUCAUCGGUCAGCUGAUGAACGGUCUGAAGCAGAUGAACCUGCAUCGCUGCGUCAACGUCAUCGUCGUCGGGGAUCACGGUAUGGAGGAGGCUCACUGUGACCAGACGGAGUUCCUCAGCAGUUACCCUCUGAACAUGGAGGAGAUCAUGCUGAUCCCCGGCUCUCUGGGCAGGAUACGACCCCGCGACCCCAAGUCCAGCACAUACGACCCCAAAGUAGUUGUUGCUAACCUCACAUGCAAAAUGCCGACUCAGCACUUCAAGCCGUACCUGAAGCAGCAUCUACCCAAGAGGCUUCACUACGCCAACAACCGGCGCAUCGAGGACGUCCACCUGCUGAUGGAGCGGAAGUGGCACAUCGCAAACUGGCGUCCUCCCCCGAGUCCCCGAUAUGACGCCUCACUCAUCACCAACACGGUGCCCAUGUUCCCGGCCUUCAAGAGAAUGUGGAGCUACCUGCAGGGGGCGCUGCUGAGACGCUACGCGGAGGAGCUGAACGGCAUCAACGUGCUCGCGGGGCCCGUGUUCGACCUCGACCACGACGGCCUCCGCGACACCACGGACACGAUCAGAGAGUUGUCCCCCGGGCCCCCCCCUGUCCCCUCCCACUUCUUCACGGUGGUGACGAGCUGUGAGGAGCGGAACCAGACGCUGGACGAGUGUGACGGUGCGUUCGGGGUCUUCAGCUUCCUGCUGCCGCACCGACCCGACAACAGCGAGGCCUGCAACAGCGCCGAGGACGAGUCGGCGUGGGUUGAGGACCUGCUGAAGCUCCACACGGCCCGAGUCCGAGACGUGGAGAUCCUGACGGGCCUGGACCUCUACCGAUCCACCAACCUCACCUACACCAGCACCCUGAGCCUCAAAACCCACCUGCACACCUUUGAGAGGGACGACUAGACGCACACACAGACAGACACACAGACUCACACACACAACAGGAUUUAGCAGUCUGUAGAAGUCCUGCGUUUUGCUCGCUGGCAGCCAGCGGGUCGUCCUUCCACUCCUGAGGAACCGCCGGGGGGGCUUGGAAAAGGGGAGCACAUCUCAAUUUGAAUUUGUUUGUUAAGUAGUAGCUUGAAGAUUAGAACAAGAUUAUUUAGAACCCUUCAGGAAAUCUGAUAAUGGAUCAGGAUGCACAGGAAUGAGGCAGGAUAGGGGAAUAUUCUCAUAAACUCAUAAAUACAGAUUACACAGUGAACUGCAUCCUCGGGCAGAAAGGACCGGACCAGGGCUCCAUGACUGUAAAUGACUUCAUAUUCCAACUAGCAUCCAUUUAUGUAGAAUUUACAAAGUAAUUCAUGUUGUUUAUAACUUAGUAUACUCGUGAAACUGGUUUAGCUUUGUUGUGGAUCACAAUGUGUUUGUUGUGAUCUCAAACUAACCUUGAAAUUAGAUUCUCAUGUUGUAUGAAUAAGAACUGAAGCCUGAAAAACAUCACACAAUAAUAAACGUGAGUCUAGAAGCAGUUUGAAUCAUUUGUAGUUAAAACACAGAGAAGUUGCUGGUUUGGUUCUGUCAAGGGAAAGUUUGAAAUGUUUCGUUUAUGUUUCUUGCUGAGAAGUCACACUGACACCACUGUACGUUAAAUAGCUACAGGCCUGCACAAUUAGCAUAGCUUAGCAUAGCUUAGCAUCACUUGUUUAACAUUGGGCGUUGCUCGUGCAGGCGAAAGACCAAAGACUGUUUAUAAAGAUGGACGAUGCGUCUCCAUGUCCUCCAACAUCCAAAAACUAAGAAUAAAAUAUCACGGCUGAGAAACGCCAUCAUCUCGCACAUUCAAAACAAACUUGAUCAAAGCCAGAAACAUGAGAAUGUAAACAUACGUCCAUCUUUAUUUACAAUCAAUGAAUUUGGACAGAGCCCGGCUAGCCGUUUCCCCCUGUUACCAGUCUUUGUGCUAAGCUAAGCUAACCAUCUCCUGGCUUAAUAUUUAACAAACACAUGACGAUUUUAAGCAAGAGAGUAAAUAAGUGAAUUCUCCAAAAAGAACAUGUGAUCACCAGGGUCAGAAAAUAUCCAGAAGUAAUAAAAACAUUAUUACUAAGACUGAUGUUCCUCUAAAGUUCUUAUGAUUGAUUUGGAAAACGUAUCCAUCAUAAGAACCAAUUUUGGUUCCAAAAAUAUUCUUGUGUGGCUGAAAGCGUUGAUACAGAAACAGAGAAGAAUAAAUACUGAACAAUACAAACCAGUGGGUCAAUAACACAGAUGGUGAAAUAUCCAGAAACAGUUUCCAGCAUCGCACACAUUUCAAAGUUUCUCUCCGAAUAACAAGUUCAACAACAAAUGAAAUGUCCCAUAAAGGAACAGAUACUAAAUAAAAGAGAUAAGCAGUUAACUUCUCACUAACCCAAGUGCACACCAUCCUCGAGGUGUAUAUUUUUAUAGAAUUGUUCAUAUUUAUUGCGUAGCAUCAUGAAGGCAGCAGCACCGAGUGUGACGUGUAAUUUCCUGUUCACUGUGAUAACCUCGGUCCCUGAUGUUGUGUUGUUGUGUGUUUCACAGACGUGAUGACACUGAUGCUGCCGUAAAGGAACAUUGUUUAGUUUUAUUCUUUUACAGUUUUAAAAACCAUGAGAUGAACCAGAGGUUUCCAGUCUGAGCUCUGCACCUGACCGGGGGAGCUUUGGUGGGUCGAUGAAAAGAAUUCUUAUGAAUCUCAAAUCUGACCCAGACGGACACAAGUGAUUUAUAAAGAGACAAAUUCAUAACUCCUUAUUAAUUUCAUUAACACAGAUCAACUCCACUUGGUUCAAAAUACAAUCAAAUACAAAAAAUAAUCACUUCUGCAAAAUGAGUGACGCCUCAAACUGGUUCCCACAGUCGACCUCGUCUCCUCGUUCCACUUCCUGCGUCAACACGUUGAACAGAUCCCAGAACCUCUACUGGUUCGUGGUCGCUCUUUACUUUGGUUUCCUUUAUGAGUUAACAUAACUAACUUUUUGUUAAUCAGUAGAACAGAGAAGAUAAUCAGUAAAAUGUCAUAAAGCUUCCUCAGAGCUCGUCAGGCUGCAGAUGAGGCCAUGUUCAUUCCUGUUGUCUUUCAAAAUAAAAGCCGUAGAGAAUUGAAAAUA